Molecule: messenger RNA, 1804 nt
Organism: Helianthus annuus (common sunflower)
Lineage: Eukaryota; Viridiplantae; Streptophyta; Magnoliopsida; Asterales; Asteraceae
Product: WD repeat-containing protein WRAP73
Exons: 6
Coding region: 244-1626 (460 amino acids)
Biological process (GO): mitotic sister chromatid segregation; microtubule anchoring at mitotic spindle pole body; protein localization to mitotic spindle pole body
Cellular component (GO): microtubule organizing center; mitotic spindle; MWP complex
Molecular function (GO): protein binding
Source: RefSeq, a predicted model, not a curated record
ACGUUUGACUGUUGAAGUCAAAACAUUCUUUCCGAUAACCUCUCCUUGACACAAUCAUUUCAAAUUUGAAACUCACCUCACCAUAACUUUCACCCACCACCUCACACCAGAUCUACUACUAAUCUCUCCAAAUCCCCUUCACAUUUCACACAUAAAUCAAUUUCUAGUGCUAAAUCCAACCCUAAUGCACAAUUUGAGUCCUCAAUACCUCAAAACCGUUUUUUCCUGAUAAAAUACUCUCUGAUGGAAUUUACAGAAUCUUUUAAGCAGACUGGCCCCUGUUGUUUCUCUCCAAAUGCUCGCUACCUUGCUGUUGCUGUGGAUUAUCGCCUUGUCAUUCGAGAUGUUUUGUCUUUUAAGGUUGUACAAUUGUUUUCUUGUAUGGAUAAAAUAAGCUAUAUCGAGUGGGCCCAAGAUUCCGAAUACAUACUAUGUGGACUUUACAAGAAGCCCAUGAUACAAGCAUGGUCAUUAGCACAACCUGAAUGGACAUGCAAAAUAGAUGAAGGUCCAGCCGGGAUUGCUUACGCCAGGUGGAGCCCAGACAGUCGCCACAUACUCACCACAUCAGAGUUCCAGUUACGGCUCACCGUUUGGUCACUUUUAAACACUGCAUGUAUACAUGUGCAGUGGCCAAAACAUGCUUCUAAAGGGGUGUCUUUCACGAAAGAUGGGAGUUUUGCGGCAAUAUGCACAAGGCGUGAUUGCAAAGAUUAUAUAAACCUAAUAUCUUGCCAAUCAUGGGAAAUCAUGGGUGUUUUUGCUGUCGAUACAUUAGAUCUUGCUGAUGUUGAAUGGUCACCAGAUGAUACUGCGAUUGUUAUAUGGGACUCCCCUCUUGAAUAUAAGGUUCUGAUAUACUCGUUGGAUGGACGGUGUCUAUCAAAAUAUCAAGCAUAUGAAAGUGGAUUGGGUGUAAAAAGUGUUUCUUGGUCUCCUAAUGGCCAGUCUUUAGCAGUUGGUAGUUAUGAUCAGAUGUUAAGAGUUCUAAAUCACUUAACCUGGAAAGUAUUUGCAGAAUUUAUGCAUCUAUCAACUCUAAGAGCUCCUUGUUCUGCUGCUGUUUUUAAGGAGGUUGAUGAGCCCUUACAGCUUGAUAUGUCUGACUUGUCUUUAUCAGAUGAUUUUACACAACAAAAUUCUGAAUAUGGUCCACCAUUUAUAGAUGUUAGAUAUGAUGUUAUGGAAUUGCCCAUUACCUUGCCUUUCCAAAAGCCUCCUACUGACAAGCCAAACCCUAAGCAAGGAAUCGGUAUAAUGUCAUGGAGCAAGGACAACCAAUACAUCUGCACUCGCAACGACAGCAUGCCAACCGUCUUAUGGAUUUGGGACAUGAACCUUCUUGAGCUCGCUGCCAUUUUGAUACAGAAAGACCCGAUUCGCGCCGCAGCAUGGGACCCAACAUGCACUAGACUAGUUUUGUGCACCGGGACCUCCCACGUGUACAUGUGGACCCCAUCUGGUGCUUACUGUGUAAAUGUUCCACUACCACAAUUCUCCGUGAUGGAUCUAAAGUGGGAUUUUAAUGGUAGCUGUCUUCUACUUAAGGAUAAAGAGGUGUUCUGUUGUGCUGCUGUUCCUUUGCUACCCGAUGACUCUAACAGUGAUUAUAGCUCAGAUAAUUGAGGCGAUUUUAUAAAAGAUUAGAGUAGUUUUGUAUAUGCAAGAUUUUUAUGUAAUUUUCUGUGUAGAUGCUGAUAACAUGUUCAGACAUCAAAAGUGUCUAUCUACCUCAAGAAUCUUGUGCAUUGGUGACAUGUUACAUUCAUGUUUGAUGAUUUAAUGAUUUUAUGUUGUGCCACGA